This is a messenger RNA of Scylla paramamosain (green mud crab), 1557 nucleotides long. RefSeq names its product beclin 1-associated autophagy-related key regulator-like (gene Atg14). NCBI's taxonomy places the organism in Eukaryota, Metazoa, Arthropoda, Malacostraca, Decapoda, Portunidae. Gene Ontology annotation, biological process: cellular response to starvation; mitophagy; autophagosome assembly. The record is from RefSeq and is a predicted model, not a curated record. Gene Ontology annotation, cellular component: extrinsic component of omegasome membrane; phosphatidylinositol 3-kinase complex, class III; extrinsic component of phagophore assembly site membrane.
GAGAAAGAGAGAGAGAGAGGAGCACGUAUGUUGUUGUUAUUGUUGUGAAGAUGGCGACAGUGGUGAGUCCAGGGGUUGUUGAGAGGUGUCCCUUGUGCAACCAGAGGAGCAGGGCGUAUUACUGCAAGGAGUGUGUCAGGAAUGGAACCUUCUACCACUCAAGGAUGCGGCUGCCAGAGAGGUACGCGGACAAGCGGCUGCGGUACCUGAGGCUGCGGCAGGAGACAGACGCCCUACAGAAGGAGGUGGAGAGAAUUCACACGGCGGAGACCAGACACCUCCUGCUGAAAGAGAAAAGGGAGGAAUUGAAGGAUCGCAUAGCCCUCCUUCACCUUGUCCUUGAUGCUGCUAAGGACAGUCUCACUAAAGUGAAGGUCCAGAGCAAGGAGUUGGAGAGAAGCAACGCUGAUAGGAAGGUUCAGUUGCCAAUAUUUCAACAGAGACUCGCCAAAAUGAAGGCAAUAUUGGAACAGUACAGCAAGGAAAAGAUCGAGGAGAAGAGGAAGCAGGCGCAGCAAAGUGAGUUGCGGCUCAAGACGAUAGUGAGGUGGAGUUUGCAGGAAGUGAAUCGCUACAUCUUCCCUAUCACUGAGAUUAAGCCGCCCAGGAGCAGUGACAGCGACCCCUCCAGCACUGCAUGGGCCCUAGCCGAGGCCUCCCAGACCACGUAUGUGAGAGGGCGCUGGGUGUACACAGAUGCCUCCCACGAAACACAGUACAGGGUAGUGGAACCUCUCCUGCCGGGGUCUGGGGACUACAGCGCCUAUAACCUGGCUGUCCUGAGUCUGGGGGGAGGUGAAGGGGAGGAUGGGAACGCCAAGGAGGAAGGGGGAGGCUUCAACAUCUGUGCUGGCCUCACCUACCUGGCGCAGCUUGUUAGUGUCCUGGCGUUCUACCUUGAUGCCACGCUGCCCAAGAAACUCUGCUACAGUGACUUCUGCAAGGGCGAGCUGAAUGAGCAGCAGUUUGCGCGGCGUGUGUCGCAGCUGAACGCCAACACGCUGUACCUGUGCCUCAGCCAGGGCGUGCCCCCCGCCCUGCUGCGCCCCAAGCACACCGUGGCCAACGUGCUUGCUCUCCUGGACACCACCGUGGCCGACCUGGGCAGGCAGGGGAGCUUUGACGUGCCUGCCGUGCUGGUGGAGAGCCUGGAGGAGGGCGAGGGUGACGACUCUGACUCAGAUGACGAGGAGGACACUGACACUCUCUCAGCGGAGUGGGAGACGGUUCCUCACCUCCCCAUGCUGGAGACCCCCCCCAUGCCCACUCUGCAGGCCCACUCCACCCUCACCUCCACCACGCUAUACUCCCAGGCAUGGGGGGGCGGUGGGAGGGGCUGUGGGGCCGGGGGGCUGGUGUCCUCUGCUGCUGCUUCUGUUAUGUCCCUCUUCCGCGGGCUUGGCGGCCACCACAAGUGAGAGGGAGUGGGAGAGGGAAGUCUAUAGCACCGUGUGAAGUGUGUGGCAGUGAGGCAGGGAGGACACGGGACAUGGUAACACUGCUAGGCUUCCACUCACCCACUCAUUCGCUCACCCACUGCCUGCCUGACUGCCUUAC